CUGGCCUGCACCUUGGGCCUGCGCCUUUCUGCUGCUUGAUGCCGUGGUGGUGGUAUGCCUACUGCUCGCGCCCCGCCACUGACGACCUUUGACAAGCUGCCUUCAGAAAGCACACAUUCGAUGCUGCAGAUUAAGGCAAUAGGGAUGGGAUCAAAGCGGAAGGCUCGUGUUGAGGAGGAAUUGGCACUAGAGCAUGGCCUUACCUCGGAACAGCAAGAGACUGGCCACAAUGGAGAUGAGAAGGAGGCGGACGCUGGGGAGGAGACGGGGUUUGCGCGCGCCUUUCUGCAGAUCCUGAGCAAGGAGGGGCCGGAGGCUGGCGGGGCGGCCCCCAUCCUGGUGAAGCAGCACCGCGCAGUGGCAGCGGCGACGGAGGCGGAGCGUGCAGAGCAGGCAGGGCAGCAGGAGGCCAAGCGGCAGCGCAAAGAGCUGGUCGAGCUGGCGCACGUGCUGCCUGUGGCGGGGCCCACCCCCGCGGAGCGUGCGCUGCGCCAGGUGGCCACGCGGGGGGUGGUGCGCCUCUUCAAUGCGGUGGCCAAGGCACAAAAGGAGCAGGCGGCAGCGGCAGCGGCUCCAGAUGGGCCCCACAGAACAAAAGGAGCAGGCCGGCUGGACAAGCGCUCCUUUUUGGCGGAGCUGCGCGGAGUGGCGGGGGCAGCAGAGGGCAGCCCUGCACCGGAGCAGCGGCCAGGUGACGCACCGGCCGGGGGUGCGGCGGGGGCAGAGAGGGGCCCCAAAGGAGGGGAGCCUGGGGAUGUCAGGGAGGGGCGGCAGGCGGACCUCACCGAGGCGGGGCCGAGCGCUGGGGGCUGGGACGUGCUCCGCGACGACUUCUUGCUGGGCCGCCACAAGCUGGCGGACUGGGACCGGGGCGCGGAUGAGGCUCCAGCUGCCAGCCUGGACGAUAGUGACAGCGGGAGCGCGGGGAGCUUGGGAGAAAGUCAAUCAGAGAGCGAGUCAGAAGGAGACGACUGACGAAAGAGGUCGGUCCUGCAUUGCGGUGUGUUUGCGCUGUGCACAUAAAACGACUCAGAUAGCUGCCAAACGUUGCCUUUAUUCACGUCAUUCGAGCGGCAUGAAGGUGUUGGAUGUGGCGGCUUUUAUUCUCGGAAAACUUGGGACAUCAAGUGCGUCUAGCGGCUCACUUCCAUGCCGUCGGCCUUUCAAGAGUUGUCGUCAGUUCGAUACCCUUUUCAAAGGGACUCACAAGGGCGCUAUCAAUCCCAGCUGGAAGUUGAAGAGUCCCUGCUGCAGACAGACGGGCCCAUUCGGGACCAACUACUUUGCAUGCAUGCUACACUCGCGACGCAAACUUGAGCUUGGAUAACCACACAAGCAAUCAUAUCUUGAGUUCCGAAGAGGUUUCCAGUGCCUGCGCACAGCGCACAGGCUGACCAGCAACCGGUUGGGGUUGCUGCACACUACCCUCAACAGCCCGGAUCAAGCUAGGUACACCAGCUCAUUAUAACGACACGCGACACUUUGCAUUCACGAUCCGGCCUCAAUUAUUUCAGCAUGUCAGUAC
Molecule: messenger RNA, 1525 nt
Organism: Klebsormidium nitens
Lineage: Eukaryota; Viridiplantae; Streptophyta; Klebsormidiophyceae; Klebsormidiales; Klebsormidiaceae
Source: the annotation of a GenBank genome assembly